UUUUUAAACGCCAAUUUCAUUGUUUUGGUUCUGUUCUAUCCGAGAUGUCUGCUGUCUGAUCAAAAAAUUUUAAACACAAUUAAAUUAAGAAAUGUAGCAUGGUUAAAAAAUUUUAGUGGUUUACAGAGCUUUUUUUAAUCAAUCUAAAAAUGAUUCCACAGAGAAAAUUGUGCAAUCUGGUGCAAACAAGAAAUUUUUUCAAGUUUCUUCCGUCUACUGAAAAGUCACCAGAGGCUGUGUCUGUAAAAGCUGUAAGGAAUUCGUUUGGAAAAUAUAAUCUUGUCGAGCCUUGCGCUGUCUCUGCAAGAAGAACAGUGCCAUCUUAUAUUCCAAAACCAUCUUACGCAGAGUCUUCAGUUCCUGGAGAUCCUCCAAAAACUCCAGAAAUCAAGAAUAGUAACCAAAUUGAAUGCAUGAGCCACAGUUGCAUUCUCGCCAAGCGAAUUCUUAACCAAAUUCCUGCUUUCAUCAAGCCAGGUGUAACGACAGAUUUAAUCGAUGAGAAAAUCCACGAUAUCAUAAUAAACAAUGGAGCUUAUCCAAGUCCUUUAAAUUAUCGAGGGUUUCCAAAAUCAAUUUGCACAAGUAUAAAUAAUGUCGCUUGUCAUGGAAUUCCGGACAAUCGACCACUCCAAGAAGGAGACAUUUUAAAUGUAGACAUUACAGUUUUCCUGAAUGGGUAUCACGGAGAUUGUUCAGCAAUGUAUCAAGUAGGAAAUGUUGAUGAAGAGGGAAAAAGAUUAAUUUCUGCGACCGAAACUUGUCUUCUGGAAGCGAUAAAAAUCUGCAAACCAGACGAAAAUUUCAGUAGUAUCGGUAGCGUUAUUGAAGAAACUGCCAAAAAACAUGGAUUCGGUGUAAUUCCAGCUUUCGCUGGGCAUGGAAUCGGAACUUAUUUUCAUGGACCCCCUGAUAUUUUACAUUUUGUGAACAAUGUCGAGGGGAAAAUGCAGGCAGGAAUGACGUUCACGAUCGAGCCUAUUUUGACUCAAGGGGGUUCAGAAAUCGAAAUUCUCGAAGACGGAUGGACUGCCGUGACCACGGACGAUGCGAGAACCGCUCAAAUUGAACACACGAUACUCAUCACUGAAACGGGCUGUCAAAUUCUUACACAAUAGAAAUGUAGUAAAAUUGCAAUAAUUAAACUGGUCAAUCUGAAA
Messenger RNA from Belonocnema kinseyi, 1160 nucleotides. Its product is annotated as methionine aminopeptidase 1D, chloroplastic/mitochondrial. Gene Ontology annotation, molecular function: metalloaminopeptidase activity. Gene Ontology annotation, biological process: proteolysis. The record is from RefSeq and is a predicted model, not a curated record. Lineage: Eukaryota; Metazoa; Arthropoda; Insecta; Hymenoptera; Cynipidae. Bases 150 to 1118 code for a protein of 322 amino acids. The transcript is spliced from 6 exons.